Messenger RNA from Glycine soja, 1217 nucleotides. RefSeq names its product GDSL esterase/lipase At2g40250-like. Bases 48 to 1127 code for a protein of 359 amino acids. Gene Ontology annotation, molecular function: hydrolase activity, acting on ester bonds. The record is from RefSeq and is a predicted model, not a curated record. NCBI's taxonomy places the organism in Eukaryota, Viridiplantae, Streptophyta, Magnoliopsida, Fabales, Fabaceae. The transcript has 3 exons.
ACCAUAUAUAGUUUUCCAAGUGCAAAAAUUACCUACAUCAGGUUGCCAUGGCUUCCCUAAUAACCUCCAGCUUCUCCAUUCUCCUCUUGCUAUGCAUGCUAAAGUCCACCACUGCCUCGAGCAAUUUCUCGGCCAUCUUUGCCUUUGGGGACUCCACGGUGGACCCCGGCAACAACAACCACUUGUUCACUCUCUUCCGAGGGGACCACUUCCCCUAUGGUCGCGACUUUCCCACUCACCUGGCAACUGGGAGGUUUUCAAAUGGGAAAAUCGCAACCGAUUACCUUGCCCAAUUCCUAGGCCUUAAGGACCUUUUACCCGCUUACUUUGACCCGCUAGUGACUGUUAGUGAUAUGGUCACCGGCGUUAGUUUUGCCUCUGGGGGCUCUGGCUUGGAUCCCAAUACCGUGGCAUUGGCCAGGGUUUUGGACUUGUCCUCACAGCUUGCUUCCUUUGAACAAGCCUUGCAGAGGAUAACAAGAGUCGUUGGAAAUCAAAAGGCCAAUGAUAUACUAGAAAAUGCCUUGUUUGUUAUCAGUAUUGGGACCAAUGACAUGCUCUACAAUGCAUAUUUGAUGCCAGCAACAUCAAGGAUGAUUCGCUAUGGUUCUAUUUCGGGCUACCAAGAUUAUCUCCUUCAAAAUCUUAAUGAUUUUGUUCAGACACUUUAUGGAGCAGGAGCACGUAGGAUUUUGGUGGCAGGUCUUCCACCAAUUGGGUGUCUCCCAGUGCAAGUGACUUUAAGCAGCAUCAAAGACCUACAUUGGCUCCAACGUGUGUGUGACGCCCAACAGAACAUGGAUUCUCAAGCCUACAACAACAAGCUUCAAUCCCAUAUCCAUUUACUCCAAUCCACACUCAAUGAUGCUAAGAUCGCUUAUUUCGAUAUCUAUACACCCAUUCUCGAUAUGGUCCAAAAUCCAACCAAAUAUGGCUUUGCGCAAACUCUUCAAGGAUGCUGUGGGACAGGGCUCUUGGAGAUGGGUCCUGUGUGCAAUGCACUUGACCUAACUUGCCCCGAUCCGUCUAAGUACUUGUUCUGGGAUGCUGUGCACCUUACUGAAGCAGGAAACUACGUUCUUGCUGAGAAUGGUCAGCAAAAUGUGAUUCCAUACCUUAGUAAUUAGGCUAUUAUGAUUUUACAUUUUAUAUACGCAUUUUUUUCCUUAGGACCUUAGUAAUUAGGCUAUUAGGGGGAUUAUAUUAUUUUUUUUCAU